Manihot esculenta (cassava) is the source of this 1167-nucleotide messenger RNA. RefSeq lists its product as uncharacterized. The coding region runs from base 1 to 1167 and encodes 388 amino acids. The transcript has a single exon. NCBI's taxonomy places the organism in Eukaryota, Viridiplantae, Streptophyta, Magnoliopsida, Malpighiales, Euphorbiaceae. The record is from RefSeq and is a predicted model, not a curated record.
AUGCAUCCUCCUGCAAGUUACUCCAAAGCUAGUCCGAGACAAGUUUGCUUGUUAAAACGAUCACUCUAUGGUUUAAAGCAGGCUUCUCGACAAUGGAACUUGGAGUUCACAUCUUUUAUCCAGUCCUUGGGCUUUGUUCGGUCAGUACAUGAUAAUUGUCUUUUCACACAGGAUGACAAUGGUACAUUCAUUAUCCUGCUAAUCUAUUUAGAUGAUGUCAUUAUAAGUGGUAAUUCUGUACCUACCAUUGAUCAGAUUAAAAGUGCCUUACAUUGCAAAUUUACUAUUAAAGAUCUUGGUCAUCUGAAAUAUUUUCUUGGUUUAGAAAUUGCUAGAUCUGCUUCUGGUACUCUCAUCAGUCAAAGGAAAUUUAUCUCUGAUGUUUUAGGUGAUACCGGCAUGUUACAUGCUAAGAAUACUUCUAUUCCUCUACCCAAAGGUUUGAAUCUUAAUCCUUCUACUGGUGAUUUACUUUCUGAGCCUGAUAAAUAUAGGCGGCUAAUUGGCAGGUUGCUAUACAUUAACAUUACUAGACCUGACAUUAGCUUUGCAGUUCAUUAUCUCAGUCAAUUUAUAUCAAAUCCUAGAAAGUCCCAUUGGGACGCCGCCUGCCAUGUCUUAAGAUAUCUUAAGACUUACCUAGCUAAGGGAUUAUAUUUUUCUGCUACAUCCAACUUAUCUAAUAUUUCCGCUUAUUGUGAUGCAGAUUGGGCUACUUGUUCUUUCUCUAGGCAAUCUGUUACUGGUUUUUGUGUUUUUUUAGGAGGUUCUCUUAUCAGCUGGAAAACCAAGAAACAGAAGAUAGUUUCCAAAUCCUUUGCCGAAGCUGAAUAUCGAAGCAUGGGAGUUGUCAUGUGUGAGCUUUUAUGGAUUUCAUAUAUAUUAAAAGACUUACGAGUUAAUGUGCAAUUUCCUGUUUCUUUGCAGUGUGAUAACCAAGCAGCCAUUCAUAUAGCUAACAAUCUCGUUAUUCAUGAAAGAACCAAGCAUCUUGACAUAGAUUGUCAUCUGGUCAGAGAACAACUCCAAAAAGGUUUUGUUGCUCCUGUUUACAUGUCGUCCUCUUCUCAGCUUGCGGAUGUUUUCACUAAACCAUUGACCACUCCACAACACCAAUUUUUUAUCUCCAAGUUGCAUCUGGUUGCUUUGCCCCCUGAUCCAACUUGA